AUGCAGUUCAAAGAUGGACAUUACAUUGUUCCCUUGCCAUGGAAAAAUCAAAAUGCAGUUCUUCCCGACAAUCAUAAAUUAGCCCAGCGGCGAUAUGACUUGCUGGAAAAAAGGUUUAUGCGGGAUCCCGAGCUUAAACAAAGAUACUCGGAGUUCAUGAAGAAUAUGAUGACUAAGGGAUACAUGGAGGAGGUAGACGAAAAAACGUAUGUGGGCAGCAAAGCAUGGUAUAUACCACGUCAUCCUGUCGUAAAUGAGAAAAAACCCGGUAAAAUCAGGGUUGUUUUUGACUGCGCAGCCAAGUAUGCGGGCGUGGCACUGAAUGACCUACUGCUGCAGGGUCCAGAUAUAAAUAACACCCUGAUCGGAGUUCUUAUCAAAUUUAGAGCAGAGAGAAUUGCCCUUACAGCCGAUAUUGAAAGCAUUUUCUUGCAGGUCAUUGUUAAGGAGCAAGAUAGAGAUAGCCUUCGGUUCUACUGGCGUCCAGUAGAUGGACAGCCAAUUAAGACAUUCCGGAUGACGAGACAUCUAUUUGGUGCCACUUGCUCACCAGCUUGUGCCAACACGACAUUGAGAAGGACAUUGGAAGAUCAUGGUAUGAAAUAUUGUGUUGAGGCAAGACAGGCAAUGAAAGAGAAUUUUUAUGUUGAUGAUUGCCUGGCAUCGGCACCUGACCAGAUGAAGGCAGUACGCAUGAUCAAAGACCUGUCCAACCUCUGUCUUGAUGGGGGUUUCCAUUUAACCAAAUGGCUGUCCAAUGAUAAAGAAGUGCUAAACACAGUUCCUGAAGCAGAAAGAGCCCCGGAACUGAAGUCUUUGGAUUUAAAUAACGAUGACUUGCCAACAGGUAGAACCCUGGGAGUACAAUGGUCACCUCAACUGGACACACUAAGCUUUAACAUAGCAGCAGCCGAAAGGAAUUACACAAGAAGGGGAAUCUUGUCUAUUACCAGCUCGGUCUUUGAUCCAUUGGGAUUGGUGGCCCCUUUCAUUCUCCCAGCAAAAAUGCUACUGCAAGAUCUCUGUCGGCAAGGCCUAGGUUGGGACGAACUCAUUGAUGAUUUCUCAAUGCAGCGGUGGAGGAUAUGGUUAGAGGAGCUAAAGAGGCUCAAAGAAUGGAGUAUGCCGAGGUGUUAUAAGUCAAAUCUAUCCUCAAAUAUAAUAAGUAUACAGCUCCAUGUAUUUUCGGACGCGAGCGAGAAGGGGUAUGGCAUGUGCGCCUAUUUGAAGCAGGAAGCCCAAGAUGGAACAAUACAAGUUUCCCUUGUCUUAGCAAGAAGUAGAGUGGCUCCUUUGAAAUAUGUAUCUAUCCCUCGUAUGGAGUUGAAGAUGUGUAUAAGAGACAGAUGGCAACCAGAUCAGGAAGUUGAAUAUCAAGGAAGUUUGUUACUGGACAGACAGCCAGACUGUUCUUAA
Molecule: messenger RNA, 1416 nt
Organism: Anneissia japonica
Lineage: Eukaryota; Metazoa; Echinodermata; Crinoidea; Comatulida; Comatulidae
Exons: 1
Coding region: 1-1416 (471 amino acids)
Source: RefSeq, a predicted model, not a curated record